AUGAUUCUUCUCAUCGACUCGUACGACUCGUUCUCGCACAACUUGCGCCGGCUCCUCGAGGCCAACGCCGGCAGGCAGGUGGUGACCAUCUUCAACGACACGUUUGCGCCGCGGGAAUACGAGCAUGCGUUCCAGACGUGGCUCCGGUUCUUCGACUACAUAGUCGUGGGCCCCGGCCCGGGCCACCCGCACACGCCCGAGGACGUGGGCAUCGUGGGCUGGCUUUUCCGCCGCUUUGCGCGGGACCCGCCGCUGUGCGUGCCCACGCUAGGCGUGUGUCUUGGGUUCCAGAGCUUGUGCCUCGAGUUCGGCAACAAGGUGCUGCGGUUGCAGUCCAUCAAGCACGGCCAGGUGUACGCCAUCACGCCCGUGGCCAGCGCGCUUUUCGGCGCCGCGCCGGAGGACCUCGAGCCGUUUGCCAGCGUGCGCUACCACUCGUUGCACGUGGAAAUGGCCGGGCUCAAUGCUGCGAUUGUGCCGCUUGCGACAUGCCAGGAGACCGGCGCCGACGCCGGCGCCGACGGCGCGCCGCGCCGCAUCUUGAUGGCCGGCCGCCACGCGGCGCUCCCGUUGUACGGCGUGCAAUACCACCCCGAGUCCAUCUGCUCGAGCCGCGGCGACCAGCUUGUGCGCAACUUCGACCGCAUUGCCGCCGACUACAACCGGGAACGCCGCGCGGGCUUGCGCGCGCGGCAGCGCGACGCGUCGUUCGCCCGUGUCUGCGAGGACAUGGUCCGCCGGCGGUCGGUGCAAGACGCGUGCCUUGUUCCGGGCGGGACGUUUGCGUGCCGCGGCGCGCCCGCGGUGUUUGCCCGGCAGUUCAGGCCGGCGCACCCGGGCACGAUGCCCAUCGACGUGUGCGAGCACUUGGCGCGGGCCGGCGUGGACUUCACGUUCCUCAACUCCGCGGCCGACCCGGGCGAGUGGUCCAUCAUCGGGCUCCCCUUGGCGGGCCUCAGCGAGGUGCUCUCGCACUCCGUGGAGACGCCGCACUGCGUGACCACGCUGCGGUUCAAGACCCCGGGCUCCGCGCACACCGAGCCGGUCGCGUCCAUGUGGCAGUUCCUCGCGUCGCGCAUGGCGGCCCGCUACGUCUCGAGGCAGGCGCUCGAGGCCCGCAUCGGGCACGUGCACUCGCGCCCGUUCCCCUUCUGGGGCGGCUACAUGGGCGUGUUGUCCUACGAGGAAGGCCAGCACGUGGACACGGCCAAAAUGGCGCUGCCCUGCCGCGGCAGUGCGCCCGACACCAAGCUUGUGUUUGUGGAGCGCUUCAUUUUGUACGACCGCAUCUGCCAGAGCUGGUUCCUCGUCUCCAUUCGGGAAAACGACGCCGCCGCCUGCGAGGAGCUCCUUGCCACGAUAUGCAGCCCGCCGGACCUCCGCAUCGACGCGGCCGUGGUCCCCACGAGCGUGAAGGCCUUGUGUCGCGCGGAGGACCAGCACAUCCAGUACGAGUUCCCGUCCCGCGAAGUCUACAACAGGCAGUUCGACCUUUGCCAGGAGUACUUGCACUCGGGCGACUCGUACGAACUCUGCCUCACCACCCAGCUGAAGAUCCGGCUCCCCCUGUACUUGGACCCGUGGAGCAUCUACAAGGUGUUGGCCGUGCACAAGAACCCGUCGCCCUACUCGAGCUUCAUGGACUUUGACGACUGCGUGUUGAUCUCGUCGUCGCCGGAGCGGUUCUUGUCCUGGGGCGACAGUGCCCAGGCGCCCGGCAAGAAAAUCGCCGAGUUGAGGCCCAUCAAGGGCACCGUGAAAAACACCGACGCCGUGACGCUCGACGACGCCACGGCCAUCUUGCGCACGCCCAAGGAAAUGGGCGAGAACCUCAUGAUCGUCGACUUGAUUCGCCACGACUUGCAGCUGUUCACAGACGACGUCACCGUGGACGCCUUGAUGGCCGUCGAGGAGUACAAGACCGUGUACCAGAUGGUCAGCGUGAUCCGCGGCCACAUCAAGGAAGACGGCCAUAAGGGCGUGGACAUUCUCCGGCUGUCGCUCCCUCCUGGCUCGAUGACGGGCGCCCCCAAGAAGAGAUCCAUUGAGCUUCUUCAAGACAUCGAGAGUCUUCAACCCACCAUGAUGGCGGGCGGCCGCAGAGGCCUUUAUUCCGGCGUGGCGGGCUACUGGUCCAUCACCGACGACGCAGACUGGUCGGUGACCAUCCGCUCUAUUGUCAACUACAAGACAGACAAAGAGAACUCCCCUACUGAAAACAUAUGGCGCAUAGGCGCUGGCGGUGCCAUCACCGUGCUCAGUGAUCAGGAAGGUGAGUGGGAUGAAAUGCACGUCAAGCUCUCGAGCACGCUCCAGACCUUCCUCUAG
This is a messenger RNA of Metschnikowia bicuspidata var. bicuspidata NRRL YB-4993, 2328 nucleotides long. It is a transcript of the gene ABZ1, whose product is annotated as 4-amino-4-deoxychorismate synthase. The transcript has a single exon. Bases 1 to 2328 code for a protein of 775 amino acids. The record is from RefSeq and is a predicted model, not a curated record. NCBI's taxonomy places the organism in Eukaryota, Fungi, Ascomycota, Pichiomycetes, Serinales, Metschnikowiaceae. Gene Ontology annotation, biological process: L-tryptophan biosynthetic process.